Messenger RNA from Amyelois transitella, 1083 nucleotides. RefSeq names its product translocator protein. Lineage: Eukaryota; Metazoa; Arthropoda; Insecta; Lepidoptera; Pyralidae. Gene Ontology annotation, cellular component: mitochondrial outer membrane. The record is from RefSeq and is a predicted model, not a curated record. Bases 219 to 818 code for a protein of 199 amino acids. The transcript has 5 exons.
AUUAUCGAAACGUCAGUACGAGCCUAGCACUCUACAAACAAAGUCAUAUCUAGCAUAAUCUAGCUUCAUUCCCAUACUUUAUUGUAUUAAGUUUGUUUAUUACAAAUAAAUACAAUAACAAUUUAGUUUUAUUAAUUCCUUAAUCACAAUUACUCAAAUUUUUGCAUUAACAAUUACAAUUAUAAAAAAAAUUGUACUUUUGUUUGAAAGUUCAAACAAUGAGAAACAAAUAUGUUAUGUUUUUAUUAAUUUGUUUUUGUACUGUGUGUUUGUGUAGACGACCAAGACCUAGACCACCUGUCAAUGGGUCCAGUGAUGGUUGGAUUGCUGUAAUAAUAAUUAUGAUACCCAACAUAUUCGCCUGGUUAUCGCUGUUUAUUGGUACAAAGUUGGCGAAAAGACCAAAGGUGGCAAAAUGGAUUGAGGGAUUGAAUAUGCCUCGGUUUUACCCUCCCGCCUGGCUUUCUUUAUCAGUGUGGACGAUCCUUUAUAUUGCCAUGGGAGUGGCUUCGUAUUUGGUAUACUUGGCUUGCGAUGGAUUUACGAGCGAAGCAGCUGUUCCACUGGCACUUUACGGAUUUCAGCUCAUUUUGAACUGGACUUGGGUACCAGUGUUCUAUGGCACUUGUAAAACAAGCCUAGGUUUCUUCCACUUCGUAGCCUUGGAUGUAGCUGUUAUUGCUUGCACUAUAAGCUUCUUUUUAACUGUUAAAUACACCAUUUACUGUAUGGCUCCCUAUUUGGCAUUUCUGGCCUACUUGACCAUCAUGAGUUAUAUAGUUUGGAAAAAAGACAAGGAGAAUUCUGUAAAAUUAUAGUAAUAAUGUUAAUACAACUAUGUAUAUACAUACAUACAUACAUGUGGUCACGUCUAUAUCCCUGGCGGGGUAGACAGAGCCAACAGUCUUGAAAAGACUGAAUGGCCACGUUCAGCUAUUUGGCUUAAUGAUAGAAUUGAGUAUGUAUAUUAUCUUAAUACAUAGAAUCACGUCUUUAAUAAUUUAUUAGAAACAAAUAUUAUGUACCUAUAGAUGUGUGACUGUGAAUAUUUAGGAAAAAUAAAUAAAACAACAUGGAUUUAUA